Messenger RNA from Orbilia oligospora ATCC 24927, 1407 nucleotides. RefSeq lists its product as uncharacterized. The transcript is spliced from 3 exons. The record is from RefSeq and is a predicted model, not a curated record. The coding region runs from base 1 to 1407 and encodes 468 amino acids. Lineage: Eukaryota; Fungi; Ascomycota; Orbiliomycetes; Orbiliales; Orbiliaceae.
AUGCAGAAUAUGCCCUUCAACAUCUCCAUCCCCAUCAACAAGUCCGAAGUCUAUGUCAAUGUCUACGUCCAGGACUUCAUCCAUGUCUCUGCACCAUAUCGAUCCGUCUUCAAGACCGCUAUGGUACCGUACCGUUUCGGUCACAUUUACGCAACACACUUCAGGAGUGGUGAUUCUCCAGAGACCCGCAAGGAACUCGAGGACGCUUAUGCAUCAUGUGCUACCACGUAUUUUGCACUAAAGGAGAGAGACGUGAACUCAAAGAUCCAAGGGCAUAUAUUAUAUCUAAAACUGUUAAGACAGUUGAAAAAUUAUGUCAAGAAUGGGCUGGCAAACUCGGAUCCGGCUGUGUUUUUAUACACCUGUAUGAUGGCUGCACAUUAUGAGGUCCUAACUUCAUCGUCAGCAUUGACAUGGCUAUACCACCUUGCCGCUCUCGGUCGACUGAUAUUGUCACUAGGACCAUAUGCAUUCCACGACCCACUAGCAGGCGCAAUACUUGAAGUAGUCAGGCCAUACAUCCUCAUGAACGCCAUGUUGGAAAGAAAGCGAAGUUUCUUAGAACGUGAAGAUUGGAUAAACAUACCAGCUCAGUACUACCCCGGCGGUAAAAGCUGCUGGAAUCGACUAAUAGACAUCGCUUGUCCGUUCCCUCGUCUAGUAGAAGAAGGAUACGCACUUUCCCAAAAUAUCACCCGCGAAGCCGGCUCUCUCCACGUCCAACGCUGUAUAGACGUAGCUCACAAACUCCUCGCCUGGCGUCGCGAAUGGAACGAAACCUUUGGUCAAGAACCAUACACUUACACAAUCCCGUCAACCUCGAUACCCUACCUUUCGGCAAUAGACGAACAAGGACCCUUAUUCGAAACCAUACUCUUCUUCGAAAACGUCUCAAUCUCCACAACAGUAUAUCAAUACAAUGUCUACAUCCUAGUAUUGAUAUCCCACCUAUCGAAGUUUAUACCAUGGUUCGAACUAUACUUUGGCAAAUACGACCCAUUGACAGAAAAAUUGAAACAAGCGAUCGGUUCCUUCGAAGUUGAACUUGUUUGUCGUGAAAUCGCUAGGUCCGUGGAUUAUCAACGGGCUCCGCAAUUCAAAUUCGGAUCUACGGGGAUGUAUUUCGGUGUUAAGGUCGCAUAUGAUUUUAUCGGACCGAAUAGUCGGUUGGGUAGAUUCUUCGAAAAGGCAGUAAUAGAUUCUCCAUUAAUGAGAAGAACGGGGGGUAUCGCUGCAGAUGAUCUUUUAAAACCAUGGUAUGGGCCCGACCCACCGACAGAAGAACAGAUAUUUAUGAUACAAGAAGAAAGACUGAGGAGGGCGACUCUGGUGACUGAAGUUGAAGAACAACCCCAGCAACAACCAAUGAUGGAUUUGGGAUAUGUUCUUGGUGAUUUUGUUGUUUGA